Sceloporus undulatus (fence lizard) is the source of this 5057-nucleotide messenger RNA. It is a transcript of the gene DIRAS1, whose product is annotated as DIRAS family GTPase 1. Gene Ontology annotation, biological process: signal transduction. Gene Ontology annotation, cellular component: plasma membrane. NCBI's taxonomy places the organism in Eukaryota, Metazoa, Chordata, Lepidosauria, Squamata, Phrynosomatidae. Gene Ontology annotation, molecular function: GDP binding; GTP binding; GTPase activity. The record is from RefSeq and is a predicted model, not a curated record. The transcript is spliced from 2 exons. The coding region runs from base 324 to 920 and encodes 198 amino acids.
AGGGGCGCCCCCCGCCCUCCUGGGCCUCCAGAGGCGCCUCCCUCCCGCUCAAUCCCCGUGUCAGAGGCGUUCACACGUGACGCGCCUCCCUCCCUGCUUCCCUCCCUCCUUCCUUCGACGCAGCCUCGGCUCAGCCUCCGUCUUUCCCUCCAUCCAUCCGUCCGCCCGUCCCUCUCUCUCCUUCCUUCCUUCCAUCCCUCCUUCCUUCCUUCCUCCGGAUGGCUGCUUGGCGGCGGAGGCUGCGUGGAUCGGGGCCCGGCUGAGCCUUCCUCCUCCUCCUCCUUUUCUUCCUCCUCCUCCAGGUUUCCGACCUCCGGAGGAAGAUGCCGGAGCAAAGCAACGACUACCGCGUGGUGGUCUUUGGAGCCGGUGGGGUGGGCAAGAGCUCCCUGGUGCUGCGCUUCGUCAAGGGCACCUUCCGGGACACCUACAUCCCCACUAUUGAGGACACCUACCGGCAGGUGAUCAGCUGUGAUAAGAGCGUCUGCACCCUCCAGAUCACGGACACCACGGGCAGCCACCAGUUCCCGGCUAUGCAGCGCCUCUCCAUCUCCAAGGGCCAUGCCUUCGUUCUGGUCUUCUCCAUCACCAGCCGGCAGUCGCUGGAGGAGCUGCGGCCCAUCCACCAGCAGAUUGUCCAGAUCAAGGGCAGCGUGGAGAGCAUCCCCAUCAUGCUGGUGGGCAACAAGUGCGACGAAACACAGCGGGAAGUGGAGACCAAGGAGGGAGAGGCCGUGGCCAAGGAGUGGAAGUGCGCCUUCAUGGAGACCUCCGCCAAGAUGAACUACAACGUCAAGGAGCUCUUCCAGGAGCUGCUCAACCUGGAGAAACGCCGCAACAUGAGCCUCAACAUUGACGGCAAGCGCUCCAACAAGCAGAAGAGGACAGACAAAAUCAAGGGGAAGUGCAGCCUCAUGUGAGGAGGGGCAGGGGUACGCCACUCCCCUUCGCCGCCACCACCACCAUCCUCCUCCUCCUCCUCCUUGUUGGUGUCCCAUUCCUCCAUCUUCCUGCUCUUCCUCCUCCCAAUCACUCAAGUGCUGUGGUGGCAUUUGGGCCACUGUGACGCUGGCCGAAGCCCACAGACUCUCCUCCUCUCUGCCUGCUGGAGACACAAAAGUGCAAUGGUGCAUGCGGGAGAUACGCUCCUGGGUCCUCCUGGACAGUGGAGAUACAAACAUAAUCGCUCUCUCCUUGCCUCUCUUGCCCACCAUCUUGCUUGCUUCCCUCUGACUCUUGCAGGAGAGGAGGACUGGACACAGGGAUGCGAUGGCUCAGCACAUGACGGAACCUGGAACGCCGGUGGAGAUGGGGAAGCCCCUCCCCCAUUUCCAAGCAGGGAGCCCAGAGGGUUGGAGCGGAGGAGAGACCCCUGGCCCCGAUCCGGCUCCACUCCGACAACCAGCCUUGCUGGGAGAGGAGAGAUCCUCUCACUUGUAAAACGUCCCGGCUGCUGUGAGCUGCACAACCAGAGAAAUGCACAAUUCCUCCGCACACAGGUCAGCUCCUUCCCCGGCCUGUCCUUAAGGACUUUACUCAGAAGUGUGUGGACAAGCAAAACGCUGCCGAAUCCCCACUGGGCUUUGCAACCCUGCUGACCCACCGUGAGCACAAUUUUUCUUGAGAACUUCCCUCUUUGGCCAGAAGCCAAAGGCCGUUGGACCUCUUUGACCCACAGCUGGUGGCCCUCCUCUGGGAGGAAGAGAGCAGUGGACCUCAACCUCUUGGCCAAAUUACACUUCUGGGGAAGUGUCGGGAGAGUGGUAUUUUAAUUUCUAAGCAGGUGACACUGCAGCCAGGCUGUGCCAUUCAAACACAGGACCUGAUCCACCAGCUGAUGCCAGGGGCAGCAAAGAGCAACGCUACCUCUCCAAGGAUGGAGGAGAGAGGAUGGGGUGUCUCCAUAGUUGGAGCCAAGGCUUCAAGGGCAUCUGGGAUCAGCCGCAGGAGGACCGGCUGAGAAAAUUCCCCCCUGCAACUCCAAGGAGGACUGAACUCCCCAACACAAUAGAGACAGGGACCAAAAAGCUCCCCAAAAUCAGCCAGCCAGCCUUCCUUCCUUCUCUUCCCAUUCCUUCUUCGCCCCUCAUUGCAACUCUUGAUAUGCCAGACUGUAAACGUUGCCACUUAUACGCUCAUCAGACUUUCAGAUAUAUACAGUACUUAUUUUUUAAUUUAGGUGGUUUGGUUUUUAAAGCAACAAGGUAACAAAACCAAUCAAAAAAGCACAUGCCUAGUGGUGAGGGGGAGAGGUGAGUACCCAGAUGAUGGCCGGGGGGGGGGGGACUUGGAUUUGGGAGUGGGACACGGACUAGCCUGAAUCGCUUUGGAAAGCACUGGCAGCCCCUUGGGAGGUGAAGGUUUGGUCUGGCCGUCUGUCUCUCUCUGUCCACUGGGCUCCAGGUGGGGCUUGCUCUGGGGCAACAAGAAGGGCAGCUGGGUGAGAGCCUGGCUGGGCACCGGCUGCAUUGGCCCCAGUGGUCCCUCGGCUCCUCUGUGGGGUGGCAAAGGGCCCCCUUGCCACUAGAGGAGAAUGAGCACAAAAGCACAAGUGUUGUGGAACUCUGGCCUCCCAGCCGGGGUUCCAAACUUAGAGGGCACCAGGCUACCUUUCCCUCCUCCUGGUUCUAACCACUGCCUGCCCAGAGUAAAAACCAAUGCAGAAGUGCAAGAUGGGGGUCCUUUGGUGCACCUUGAAGACUCACCCUGAAAUGGGGCAGCACACGGUGCCAGCCUUGUCCUGGAGACAUUUGGGGGCAUGAAGAGGAGGAAGACAGUGGCAAAGAGUCUGGCUUCCCUUUGCCCUCUUUGCCCCAUUCCUUGCUCCACUGGCACAGAAGAGAGUCUGAGUGUACCAAGGAUGCAGGAGGCUCUUCUGGGUGAUGGAGGACAAUGGCAGAGGAGAGUGGGGCCAAAUCCUGCUCUUCUCAGGCACAGGAUUUGGAAUGAGUAAAAAGGCCAGCAAGUCCCAGAUUUGGUUCCUGUUCUUUUCCAUUUUAGAGAUUGAUUUGCAUUUUGUUUAUCCUAGAAUAUUCUCUGCUGGCUCCUGGCAUGAUCCAAGCUUUUUUAGACCAGCUUCUGAAGUUGGCACCAGAUCCCCUCUGAUCUUGGAAACCAAGGAGGGUCUGCCCCGGUUAGCCCUAGGCUGGGAGGCUGCCAAAUAAUCCCAGGUGCUGAAGGCUCUAUUUCAGAGGAAGGAUCUGGCAAAACCACCUCUGAUGAUUCCUUGCCCAAGAAAACCCUAUGAGAAAUUCACAUGGCUGCCAUAGGUCAACAGGUGACUUGAAGGCACAUACAAAAUUGGAAAGAGCAGGAACAAAAUCCAGGACCUUUCAGUCAGUUUGGAUGCACCUUCCCUUGCUUUUUUUUGAAGAUAGCAAUCGCAAAGCAAAUGGCUGGCCCCUCAUGGUUCCAGAUAGAGAUUUCAGGAUGUGCAGGUGGAGGCCCUGGAAUACAUGCAAUUGUGCAUCUGGCUGUGUCUGUGUGGACAGGAGGAGAGCUUGGCCCCGGACCAAUCCGUCUCUCUAUUGCUUUCUUCAUAGCCUCUCUUCCUCCCCACACAAACUGCACCUCUGUUCCUGCUCCUUCCUUCCUUUUCAUCUUUUGUAUCCCCAGUUCAUGCCUACUUUAUUAUUUAUUUAUUUAUUUAUUUAUUGACUCGUUUACUUCUAGAAUCUUUGAGGAUAAGAGGAGUUGUUGUCUGCAAGACUCUGCAGCGGUCUUUUUGCUUGCAGUUUGUGAAAAUGCCAGCCCUGUUUGGCUAAUGUCUUGUGCUCAGGCUUUUUCUUAAAACACACAGAGGACGGGGCACCACUCCAUGCCCAUGGGCCCUUUUCCAGGACACCAGUGUGGGUGGGUGGCGAUGACGCUCCAGGGUUCAGGGAGCCCCCUCCUCUCAUGCGCUCAACACAUGAAGGGCAGGAUCUUUCCUCUGCCACUGGGCCAAGGCUUAGCCCCAACCCUGGACAGAUCGAGGGAGCAGCUGGACGUAGCAUCACAGAGGCUAGGGGCAGGGAGGGACUAGACAGGUGCCCCUGGCCACCCUUGCACCGGCUGCUUCACGUGAGGAAGGGGAUGGAAAGACCUUGGAAAGGGGAACGUCCCGGCAUGGGGUGCUUAUGACUAUCCUAAGACUUGGGAAGGUGGUUUUUGUGGCAUAAGUGGGUCUGUGAAUGUGGGGGGGUUGGGAAGAGAGGGUUUGAGGUGGCAAUGGAAGGUCCCAGUAAGGACAAGCGACUCCAUGUCAAUGAAUCCGAAGUGGGAGGCAGUCCCAUGGGCCCAAUUUGCAUACCUGUGACCUCCCAAGUCCUGGAGGCAGCUUGGCCAUCCACUUCCGCAGGACACUUGGCCCAGGGUUUGGGCCCCUUCCAGGCAAGGCCACCUGGAGCCUCCAUGGAGUACUUGUGGAUCAUCCAAGAGCCACACAGCUGUGAAACCCUCCCUGCGCCAUCAUUGUCCCUCAGAGUUCACUGUUGGUCCUCCUCCUUGCUCAUUUCCCCUUGGCAUCUCUCGCACUGGAGGCCUUUGCUGCUAUGGAGAGUCGGCCAGAGGGUCCAAAUCCUAGCAGGUACCACCGUCCCUCCCUUUCCUAGUGCAGCUUCAGCCCAUGGGACCCACGGCUGGUCCUUCUUCCCCACCUAAGAUCUCCGACUUCUCUCCAGCCAUUGAUGGUGCUUCUCAGACCCCCAACAAAGGCAGCCUUUGCAUUGUAAAUAGAUGUCCCUCCUUUCAGUUAGAUAUCUCUCUCUCUCUCUCUCUCUAUUUCUCGGAUGCCAGCACGCAUGACGCCAACUAUGAUGACAAGGGUGAUCCGCUCCUGCGCAUAACUGGCUUUUUUAUAAAAGAGAAAGAAAGAGAAACCACAAAAGACGCAACAUAACAAUAUGCUACUAUUACUAUUAAUACUACUGCUAACUACUACUAACAAAUAAUAUUAAUAAUGAAAAUGAUGAUGAUGAUGAUGUAAUAAUAAAAUGGAAACCAACCAAUGGUACAAUGUAGCCUUUAUUCUAGAAAAUAGUCUUCCUUGAAUGAAUAAAAACGGAUUUAUCCCAACA